AUGUCUAGUCAUAACCCAAACGAAUUGCUACGGACUACUUCAAACGAACGUGCAGAAUUAUCAUCCUUCCCGACUCUCAAGCAAUCCCUCUCUGCUUCCACAUUCCAUCACAAUGGCGGUGUCGGUCGCCAGAAAAGCCCUGCGAAGAGUCGCAGUAAAUCGCCAGCCUCAUAUCUGCGCCGUGAAGCCGCAAGGGAUGACCAUCCCCUGCGGAAGACCUCCAGCGGAACCCUUUCUCCCUUGAAUAUCGACAUUCCUAAGAUACCACGAGCGACAGAGGCCGCUUUUGCCGCCAUUAAAUAUCUGCCGACGCCUCUGCUAGUCUUAUCUAGCUUGAAGACUGUGAUACUCGCAAAUGAGGCAAUGGGUCGUUUGAUGGGGCUGGAGGGUGGGCAUGGUGGGUCAGAUGAAGAGGAUAGCACCACCGACGACGAGAAACCGAAUGUACAGAUGCUUCGAGGGCAGUCGUUGUCACAGCUCGGCAUUGAUAUGGUGCAAGACGGACACCAGGUGUGGGUUAGCUGGGAAAAGUUCUUAGACAGCCUAACGGAGGACGUCGGGCACAAAGAUCAAUCCCAAAUCGAUGAGAAUGAGCGUCCUGCCACUUCAGAUACUAGCAAAAGUGCUUCUACGGUACCUUCAAAACCUACAAACUCGACGCAGGCAAAGAGGCAUUACAAGAAGGGUCCGUCAAAAACGAGGAGUCGAGAAGUAGCUCAUGACAUUAUCGUCAACGUUUCUAUGUCUUCUCAAAAUCACGAGGCAGGCAAUAACUCAACCGCAAGAAGCAACAAAUCUUCAAAUUCUGAUCACCAGGUCUGCGCCCGAAUGACCGUCUCCAUCUGGACUCUCGACAAUCAAAUCUACUUCACCCUGACCUUUACAUAUGCCUCGGGUGCAAGCUUUACCGCUAGAAAACUUGGGCAUUCACGAACUCCCUCAAGAGCUGCAACCCUUUCGCCCUCUACACGAUCAAAUCCUUCCUCUCCCGGCAGUCCCAGUGUCUGCUCGAAAUGUGGCAUGGUGCCGGCCACUCCGCCUGCGACUGCAACAUCACCCCAUGGACAGCCAUCGCCAAUCGCUCCAUUUCCUCCGAUGGGUCCUCCAAGUAAAGCUGAUCUAUCGGCCGCACCAGCUAUAUUGCACAAAUUGUCCCGCAUGAAAGACGCCAUAAUCAACUCAAUGGAUAUUCCUCUCAUUGCAAUGUGGAGGGAUGAAAGUAUAUCGAUUCCUAACAAGGCUGCCUACAAAUUGAUGUAUCAGAAGUGUGAUCCAACGAGUGAAGACGCCUAUGAUACAAUCUCACGCUUCAAGAUGUUUGACGCCGACUUCGAGAAAGAGUUGGAGCCGGAUGAUUUCCCAAUCGUUAAGCUCUGUCGUACGCAAAAACCUUUUAAUAGCUGGAAGAUAGGAACACUAAAGGAUGACGGAGAGCGAAGCACAUAUGAAGUCAGUGGGGAGGGGAUUUACGACGAGAAGACAGGAGAAUUCCUCGGGGGCAUUAUCGCUUUCAAGGACGUGACGAAAUAUGACGAGAUCAUCAAAACUCAGAACGAAGAAAAUGACAAGCAGUUCGAGCUGAUAUGCGACACGAUGCCUCAAAUGCUUUGGACAACAAUUCCGACAGGUGAGCAUGAUUGGUUUUCUAGGCGAUGGUACGAUUAUACGGGCUUGACUGAAGAGAUGUCGCUUGGUGAUGGCUGGCAACAUCCUUUUCACCCUCAGGAUGUGCCCGAGGCACGGAAGCGGUGGGCUCAUUCUCUUGCGACUGGAGAUGAGUACAGAACGGAAUAUCGUUGCCAGAGCCGUGCUGGAGAAUGGCGUUGGAUGCUUGGUCGAGCGAUGCCCCUCCGAGAUACCAAGAGCGGUACAAUCCAGAAAUGGUUCGGUUCUUGCACUGACAUCCACGACGUAGUAGAAGCACGUAGCGCUGCUAAGGAAUUACGUGAGCAACUGCUCUACGUCAUCAAACAUGCUAAGGUCGCUGUUUGGGCGAUUGAUGCUCACCGAACCAUUACAUUCCUUGAGGGUAAGAUGUUAUGGGAAGCCGAGGGGGAAGAGGCAAAGGCUUCGGAAAGCAAAGGACGUGACAUCUAUGAGAUCUUCAAGGAGAAUGAAAAGAGCGACCCGGGGCUUUCUAUGUACAUGGGAGCGAUGGAGAGGAUUUUCAGCGGUGACGUCAAGGAGCAAGACGUCGAGCAUUAUAUCCCACAAAGGCAGCGAUGGUGCCGGACUCGGUUCAUACCCAUCACCAAGGACAAGGAUACAGGGCGACAGAAAGAUAGAGGUACCGUCAAGGGUGUGAUCGGCGUCAGCAUCGAUGUGACCGACAUGAAGGAUGCUGAUAUUGCUCUUGAGAAGCAAAACAAAGAGAAUAUAAGGCUCCUUUCGGCAGAGACCGCAGCAAAAGAGGCAUCAAAAUUGAAAAGUCAGUUUCUUGCAAACAUGUCGCACGAAAUCCGCACACCUAUCGCUGGUGUCAUUGGGAUGUCAGACCUGCUUCUCGAUACUAAACUGGACAGAGAACAAAGAGAAUUCACCGAAAAUAUACAGAGAUCUACAAAUGGCCUUCUGACAGUAAUCAAUGACAUCUUGGAUUUGUCAAAAGUGGAGUCCGGUAGACUGGACAUCGAAGAGGUUCAUUUCAGCCUGAGCGUUGUGAUAAAGGAUGUGUGCAAAAUGCUCUCCUUUGCUGCCGAGCGAAAGAAUUUAGACUUUAAAAGUGAUGUUCAACUUGGACAAGAAAACGAUCUUGUUGUGAUGGGAGAUCCUGGACGAGUCCGGCAAAUUAUAACUAAUCUACUGACUAAUAGCAUCAAGUUUACAUCUGAAGGUUCAGUCAAGCUUUCUGUGAAGAAGAAAGAAGAGAACAGCGAGAGCAUAUCUGUGGUCUUUUCCGUGGAAGACACUGGGAUAGGCAUAGAAGAAAGUGUCAGACAGCGUCUGUUCAAGCCUUUCAGCCAAGCUGACUCAAGCACUGCACGGCGAUUUGGAGGGACUGGUCUUGGUUUGACCAUUUGUAAGAAUUUGGUCGAGCUCAUGCGUGGAGAAAUCACACUGGAUUCUGAACUUGGUCAUGGUACGAAAGCAACCUUCUGGAUCCCCUUCAACAAGCCACAAUUCCCAUCAAGAGAGUCUCCGCUUGUUCAGGUCGGCUCAGUCCCAGAUCGGCUACAUUCGGAAAUGUCUAUGUCUGGAUGCGCAUCAGAGAUUCGGAGUUCAGAUGGCACUCCACCCAUGAGCCCUGCACCUGAUUCAGCCAGGGUUCCACGCGGUUUCCGAAAGUCUUCCCACUCGAGGACAGGUAGCAUGAACUCGCCCUUCUCAAGCGAGGAAGCUCUGCCAGAGAUUGAUCGCGGGAAGGUACAUGUCUUAGUCGUGGAAGACAACGCCAUCAAUCAACAAAUAGCAACCAAGACCAUCAAGAAAUUCGGCUUCUCUGUCAAUGCAGUAUGGAAUGGUCAAGAGGCGCUCGAUUAUCUAGUGGCAGAAGCUUCUCCCACUCAUCCGAAGCCGGAUAUUGUCCUCAUGGACGUGCAAAUGCCUAUCCUUGACGGCUACAGAGCGACGCAUUUCAUUCGACAUCAUAGCCCAUAUACUACUUUCCCAACAAUCCGCAACCUUCCCAUCGUUGCAAUGACCGCCUCAGCAAUUCAAGGCGACAGAGAGAAAUGUCAAAGAGCCGGAAUGGAUGACUACCUUGCCAAGCCGGUCAAGGGCAAAGCGCUCGAGAACAUGCUACUCAAGUGGGCCAUCGAAGGCAAGCGUGAGGGACGGAUAAAUGCGACUCACGCCCACCAUAAGACCGAUCACGAUAGCAAUUGUAAUGACAGCUUCUCUACCCCAUCAUCCCAACCGGGCAGCAUCGAUAAUGUUCCUACGAAGCCCCUCGAGAGGGUGCUGCCCAAAUUUACCGACAAGCCACCUCAGACGGAACCAUUAAACGACAGCACGCUCCUGGCUUCAGGAACACAAGACGACAGAGACAGACAUCAAGUCGAAGCCGAGGAAAAAGCUACCUCCCUCCGAGACGAAAAGCUCCUUGCGGCGUCAGCGUCCCACCCGCAUCAAUAUCCUCUCACCUCUCCUCCCGGCCCAACACCGAUUGCAAACCCAGACAACUCCCUGUCCGCACUCACAAAAGAGAACAUGAGCCGCCUCGACAAACAGCACCGCGAUGACGCUACUUCCUCACGCCAGCACGGUAGCAACCUGAAACUUCCUGCUAAUGAUGGCGAGGCCGUCGCAUCGGGCCGCAGCAGUCUCGAUGUUCAAGGCAGAGAUAGCAGCGACUUGGAACGCGAUAGUACAUUGGGCAGUAUGCGUGGCCCAUCCGCGAGGGAUGCGAUGAGAGGUUGGUUGUCGAGACAUGAGAGUGAGACUACUGUGACGCCUAGCGACAACCAGAGGAACAGAGAUGCCAGUGAUGGGGAUUCGUGA
Molecule: messenger RNA, 4440 nt
Organism: Bacidia gigantensis
Lineage: Eukaryota; Fungi; Ascomycota; Lecanoromycetes; Lecanorales; Ramalinaceae
Exons: 3
Coding region: 1-4440 (1479 amino acids)
Biological process (GO): phosphorylation; phosphorelay signal transduction system
Molecular function (GO): phosphorelay sensor kinase activity; protein binding
Source: RefSeq, a predicted model, not a curated record